Molecule: messenger RNA, 881 nt
Organism: Argentina anserina (silverweed cinquefoil)
Lineage: Eukaryota; Viridiplantae; Streptophyta; Magnoliopsida; Rosales; Rosaceae
Product: protein TILLER ANGLE CONTROL 1
Exons: 5
Coding region: 1-864 (287 amino acids)
Biological process (GO): morphogenesis of a branching structure
Source: RefSeq, a predicted model, not a curated record
AUGAAGAUCUUCAAUUGGGUUCAGAAGAGGUUUCAUCACAUGAUCCCUAAAGAUGGGGUUGCCGGAAAUGGGGAAAAGACUGAACGAGUGAGUAAUACCGAUCAGGACACGCAAGCAUUUCUGAGACAAGUUUCCCUUGUGGAGGGGCUUGAUCAUGGAUGGAGAGAUGGCAUUCUAACAAUAGGGACCUUUGGUUUCGACCCCCUAAAACCCUUCAACAACCAAAAUGACUACACGGUUUUGGAGAGCGAGGAGGAUGGUAAGGAAUGCCAAGAACUUACGCAUGGUGGUGAUGAUUGCGACAAUGAUGCAGAUACUGAUAAUCUCGAGUAUGAAGAAAUGAACCCUUUGAUGUUUACAACAUUUGGACACAGUUUUGAGGAUAUGGGAUCAAACUCUGAGGCCAUUGUUGCGGAACCAGAUGUGAUUUUGGCCAUUAAGGGGUCUAAUGAAAUCACUACUGAACCUGACCACGAUUCUGAGAGUGAUCUAAUGAAGAGCAAAGGUGAAAGGAUAACACUUGCUGAUUUAUUCAUGGCCGAUGGUCACGAUUUCCAAUCGCAGCUCAACUCUUGCAAGGUUCAGCUCCAGCCAGAGUUGAUGAAGGAGAAAAUGAACACUCGAACAAAGAAUGGCGGCAUGGCAUUUGCCAAGAAGCUCAUUCCUCGUGUCAAAGACGACUCAACUCCAAUCAAGAACGUGCAACGACUGAUGAGGAGGAUGUUGAAGAGGAAGAUCCAUCCAGCAGACCUUGAUGUCAAGAAGCCCACAACUGCAGUUGAGCUUACCAGUACCAAUAUCGAAACUGAUGCUUCUGAAUCAGUUUCUUUGCUUCCGAUCCAAGGUGCCACUUCUGUGCAUUGAAUAAAGGCCCUCUGCAG